Hymenoscyphus albidus is the source of this 820-nucleotide messenger RNA. The record is from the annotation of a GenBank genome assembly. Lineage: Eukaryota; Fungi; Ascomycota; Leotiomycetes; Helotiales; Helotiaceae.
AUGUCGAUCAUACAAGGGUUGGCAGGAUCAUAUGGGAAGAUUGAGCAGCCCAGAAAAGCUAUGAAGUUAUUUAAAAGACCGCCCGGGCCGCAAUGUGUAAAACAAGAAUUGCAGAUGUGGGAUUUCAUGUAUUUACGAUCUCUCCAGGAGCUACGAAGUCUUCGGGAAAUACAAAGAAGCUAUUGUUUGCGUAAAAUAUGGAAUCCAUACACACAAAAAGGCUCUGCAUUACAGGCACAACGAUUAUUUGUUUUGGAACACAGCUCUGGCGAGAAUUUAUGUGGAGGAUAGCCAACCACAGAAAGCCGCGGCAUUUCUUCAGAAAGUUAUUUCAAAUCGAGAGAAUAAAGUGGAAUCUGAAAACGUUUAUUUGCUCGAUGCACGGGUUUAUCUAGCGGAUGCGUUUAUCAAGCUUGGACAUCCUCAGGAGCCAUUACCGAUUCUCCGAGAAGUGACUCGCAUAAGAGCAGACAUAUCAUCAUCCUAUGACAAACGUCGUAUCUGGUAUGAGCACCUUCUUUCUCAUUGCCUUGAUCUUAUCGAACAAAACACAUCAGAAGAUGGUGUCUACAUACCCGACUCGGACGCCGACUCAUUGGAUAAUCUCCCUGAUAUCGAUCCUGAUAACCUCAGCGAUAUUCAUACGCCUGACAUCUCUGACUAUUGUUCCUUUGAGAUUUCGGAUCCCGAAGAUGAUUCUGAGCCAGAGUCUCCAUCCGAAUCGCACCCUUUACGUGUUAGCGACUCCAAAUCGAAGGCUGUACCAGGUGAUUCUAGCAAUGCAGGGAGAGAAUUUGCACCAGAGGCAUCGUCCAUUUGA